Messenger RNA from Pteronotus mesoamericanus, 5230 nucleotides. RefSeq names its product activating signal cointegrator 1 complex subunit 2 (gene ASCC2). Gene Ontology annotation, biological process: regulation of DNA-templated transcription. The record is from RefSeq and is a predicted model, not a curated record. Lineage: Eukaryota; Metazoa; Chordata; Mammalia; Chiroptera; Mormoopidae. Gene Ontology annotation, molecular function: ubiquitin binding. Bases 148 to 2400 code for a protein of 750 amino acids. The transcript has 21 exons.
GGAAGUGCUGGCUCUCUGGGAGCUGUCACCGUGGACCGCGGCGGCGGCGACGGCGGCGGCGGCGGCGCAUCGCCGGUAGUAGAGCCGCCGAGGUCCCCACACCGGACAUUCUCAUUACUGUCUUUGGAAGGAGGGUCACGCAGCACAAUGCCAGCUCUGCCCCUGGACCAACUCCAGAUCACCCACAAGGACCUGAAGACAGGAAAGCUGAGGACUUCACCAGCGCUGCACCCUGAGCAGAAGGCAGACCGGUAUUUUGUGUUAUACAAACCGCCCCCUAAAGACAACAUUCCCGCCCUAGUGGAGGAGUACCUGGAACGCGCCACCUUCGUAGCCAAUGACCUCGACUGGCUCCUGGCCUUGCCUCACGAUAAAUUCUGGUGCCAGGUUAUCUUCGAUGAGACCCUGCAGAAGUGCCUGGACUCCUACCUACACUAUGUCCCCCGAAAGUUCGAUGAGUGGGUGGCCCUGGCCCCCGAGGUUGUUGACAUGCAGAAGCGCCUCCAUCGAAGCGUUUUUCUCACCUUCCUCCGCAUGUCCACUCACAAGGAAUCCAAAGAUCACUUCAUUUCCCCCUCUGCAUUUGGAGAAAUCAUCUACAAUAACUUCCUGUUUGACAUCCCAAAGAUCCUGGACCUCUGCGUGCUCUUUGGAAAAGGCAACUCGCCGCUGCUCCAGAAGAUGAUAGGAAACAUCUUUACCCAGCAGCCAAGUUACUAUAAUGACCUGGAUGAAACGAUGCCCACCAUCCUUCAGGUCUUCAGCAAUAUCCUCCAGCACAGUGGUUUGCAAGGGGACGGGGCCAGUGCCACACCCCAGAAGCUUGAAGAGAAGGGCCGGUUGACCCCCAGUGACAUGCCUCUCCUGGAAUUAAAGGACAUUGUUCUCUACCUUUGUGAUACCUGCACUACGCUCUGGGCCUUUCUGGAUAUCUUCCCUUUGGCUUGCCAAACCUUCCAGAAACACGACUUCUGUUACAGACUUGCUUCCUUUUAUGAAAUAGCAAUUCCUGAGCUGGAGUCUGCAAUUAAGAAGAGGAGGCUUGAAGACAGCAAGCUGCUAGGUGACUUGUGGCAGAGGCUGUCCCAUUCCAGGAAGAAGCUGCUGGAGAUUUUCCAUAUCCUUCUGAACCAGAUCUGCCUUCUCCCUGUCCUAGAAAGCAGCUGCGACAGCAUUCAGGGCUUCAUUGAAGAGUUCCUUCAGAUCUUCAGCUCUUUGCUGCAGGAGAAGAGGUUUCUCCGGGACUAUGAUGCACUCUUCCCUGUGGCCGAUGAUGUCAGCUUGCUGCAGCAGGCUUCGUCAGUCUUAGAUGAGACACGGACUGCCUACAUCCUCCAGGCAGUGGAGAGUGCGUGGGAGGGGGUAGACCGACGGAAAGCCACAGGUGCUAAAGACCCACCAGUGGCUGAGGAUCUUAAUGGGAUUAUGGCGACAGCAGAGCCAGUCAGUGGACCGUCAUCACACCUGGAAACCUCGGAGGAAGUAGAGUGCUUGGGGGCAGCUGCUGCCCUGGACCCCCCCGUGAGUGGUGUGGAGCUGGACUCCCUCAUCUCCCAAGUGAAAGACCUGCUCCCGGACCUCGGUGAGGGCUUCAUCCUGGCCUGCCUGGAGCACUAUGGCUAUGACCCGGAGCAGGUGAUCAACAACAUCCUGGAGGAGCGGCUGGCCCCUGCCCUCAGCCAGCUGGACCGCAGCCUAGACAGACAGGUGAAGCCAGACCCGACGCCUCUACUGACUUCUCGUCACAACGUCUUCCAGAACGACGAGUUUGACGUGUUCAGCAGGGACUCAGUGGACCUGAGCCGGGUACACAAGGGCAGAAGGAAGGGGGAGAACACGAGGAGCCUGCUGAACGACAAGCGGGAGGUGGUGGCUCAGCGGCAACGCUAUGAGCAGUAUAGUGUGGUGGUGGAGGAGGUGCCACUGCAGCCAGGUGAGGGCCUGUCCUACCGUGGUGAUGACUAUGAGGACGAGUAUGAUGACACGUAUGAUGGCAACCAGGUGGGUGCCAACGAUGCCGACUCCGACGAUGAGCUCAUCAGCCGCAGGCCCUUCACCAUCCCUCAAGUGCUAAGAACCAAAGUGCCCGGAGAAGGGCAAGAGGAGGAUGACGAGGAGGAGGACGAAGCUGAAGAGGAGGCCCCCAAGCCUGACCACUUUGUGCAGGACCCUGCAGUGCUGCGGGAGAAAGCAGAAGCCAGGCGCAUGGCCUUCCUCGCCAGGAGGGGGUACCGGCAUGACAGCUCGACGGCAGUGGCUGGCAGCCCCCGGGGCCAUGGGCAGAGCCGUGAGACAACCCAGGAACGCAGGAAGAAGGAAGUUAACAAGUCUGCACGAGCCAAUCACAACCGGAGGACCAUGGCCGACCGCAAAAGAAAUAAAGGCAUGAUUCCAUCCUGAAGCCACCACACCAGGGCCAUCUGGGAGGCAGUGGUGCCAAAUGUGCCAGGCUGCAAUUUCUAUAGCCCGGGGCCUCCUCAUCAGGGCCUCAAGUUCAGCUCGACCCCUCAACAGCCUCAGCUUUGCAGCCCCUGAGAAGCCGCCUCGUUGUCCACCAGCCAGCAGUGAGCACCUUCGUCAGAACACACAGUGCCUUAUCCCACAGCAGAGGAAUCCAUGGGGCCAGCGAGCAGGUGGAAGGGAUGGGGACAGAGCCCCAAGGCAAGCCCCCCAGACCUCGUGCAGCAAGACACCACUUCUCUUUUUCCCUGGACGGCAGGAAACCUGUAUAUUCAAAAACACAAACAAAAAAAGGCCUGCAAAUAAAGUGUUUAACCCUUUUAAGCAAUCAUCCAUGACGUGCUCUUGGCCCGCUAUCCCUGUGUCCCAUUCAUUCUUCAGUGACAGCCACUGUCUGGAGAGGAAGAGGGCUGGAUGUCGCCAUGUUCUUCUCAUGAACUUUUCGUGCUCGCCUCUCAUUGCAAACCCUCCUGAUGUCGCUCUGCCUUGCCGUGUGUCCCUGAGAACGUCACCCCCUUCUCUGAACCUCCAGUCCCAGCUUGUGGAAGAGAGGACUUAGGCUGUGAGUCCCCGCAGUCCUGUCUGUUACCUCAUUCAGUCACCACCACCUCCACCCAAGGAGGCAGGCGCUGACGUCUGUCCCAGAGUACAGAUGAGGCAGGCGAGGCACUCAGAGGUAAAGGUGCUGCCUAGGCCCCAGCUAGGAAGCGGGGCACAGGGAAGGACACUGAGUCUGAGCCCUGGCAUCUAUCGGGUUGUAGACCCCCGUGGGUGGUGUCACUGUCUCAGUUGGCCUGAGGAUGCUUGGCCAGCAGCAGAGCCAGUACCUGAACUCAGUGUCUCCUAGUUGCACAUAUACUCAAAUCCUCAAAAAUUGAGGGGUUGGAGAUCAGAAGAAACAAGUGAGGAUGUUACUGCCAAGCCCUGUUGGAGUGGGUGGGACUUGGGCCUAGUUCCCGAGAGUCUCCUCCCAGGCAGGGCCAUCUGGCUCCUAGCGUGGCAGCCGCUGCCAGGCAUCCUGACUCCUGAGCCCCCAGAAUGAUGCUGAACGAUGGUGGAUCAACAGGGGGGCAUUUGCUGGGCUGAUCCUAGCACAGCCUGGCCUGCAGUCCAUCAGGGGAAAGCCAGGGCCCCUGCCCAGCUGGACCUUGACAAAUCACUUUAGUUGCCAGUACAAUUUCUUUGCAUGUGGUUAGGAUGAGCAUCUGAAGCAGCGAGGCAGACAGGCGCUUGAUGAAUUGGUUUUUUUAGGUCAGCCCGCACAAGUGAAAAUCAAUAGCAAUUCUUCUGUAUCAUGCCGCUCUCUUGGCGCAUUGGAGAUGCAGAGCAGAUGUGGGGCCGGCGUCCCUGCCUCGCGCUGUCGAAUUAGCUGAGAUCAGGCCCGGGGUCAGCCACCCUGACAGAGAGCAGGAAGACUGUUUCCUUCUGCAGGCAUUUGCCAGGGCAGGGGCAGAGGCCAUUCUUUUCUCUGUCACUGAGCGCCUCAGAACCAGCUCUUGUCCCUGGAGUGAAGGGAGGAGGGUUGGUGGGGCUCCCCGGGUUUACUUGUCAUACCUGUUGCUAUUCAUGUGGCCCAUCUCCCAUUCACUUUGUCAUCUGUACCUCUUGACCACCCAGGGUGGUGUGGAGGCCUCACAGCUUCCUGGUGUAAAGGGCCUGAGAAGACAGGAAUGAUUUUUUAAAAUUUUCUGGAAUGUAGUGCCAGAUCAAAUUUAGUCUCCCUUGAGGAACUAUGUACUAUCUCAUUUCAGAUCUUGAGGACACCCUUUCAGGGAUGCUUUGAAAACAGCUCAGGGGUCAUCCAGAAUGGUGCUGGUAGGCACACCCUUCCCCUCUUGGAGUCUCAGCUUUCACAUCUGCCAAGUGGGUACAUUGGACCAGAGGCAUGGUUUCCACUUGGUGCCCAUUAAAUCCUCUGAGGAGGCCCCAAGGUUUCAGGUGGGCAAUGACAGAAGUGUUACAGGUGAGGUGGAAUGGGGGCCCUGAACCCUGCCCACUGACUCGCUGAGGCCCAGCACCCCUGCUACAUUCCUAAGCAGGAAUUUGCCAAGUGCCUUCUCCGUUCCCUGGCAGAAAACAUGACUACCGCAGGCAUUUCCCAGGAAGCUUUUAAGACCUUGUGUGCUUCUGAGAGAACUUAAGACUCGCCUUUGUUUUUGGUCCAUGAGUGGCGAUGAUGGUGACCGUGUUUGUUUGAACGGUGCUUCUGUGCCCCUGCAAGUGGGUGGACAGAGCCUGUCAUUGUUUAUAAAAGGGAGUUGGGAGCGCAGGGAGUAACUUGCCCAAAGCCCGUGGCAAGGUAGCGGCAGAGCCCGGGUACAGAUCCUUUCUGAGGGCCCCCUGGACAGCCAGGUGCAGUCUGGAAGAGUAAAUGAAUUGUCAAGAACCUGCCUGUCCCUGUUACACAAGGAGCUUGGGGUAAAUAAUACAGGGAGGGAAACAAAAAUAAACAUAAAACCACCAAAAAUGCAGGGGGGUGUUGUGGAGCCCCCCCCUUUAAAUGAUGUCACUUACUAACCACAUGGGAAACUAAAUAUUCAACAUGUGAUCUUAGCCAAAAGGCCAAGACGUGAUGGGAAACUAAAUAUUCAAGAAUAAUUUUUUUAAAACUUUGAAAGCAGAAAACAUGAUGGUGUUGCACCGUGACUGAAAAUAUUAAAGAUUUUUGCAUACAGACCAAAUCUGGGAGGGAAUGCACAGAAAUGAAGAUGAUGAGAUUACAGUGAUUUGUAAUGAGAAUAAAAACAAUUACUGAGUACUUACCAUGGCU